Molecule: messenger RNA, 1181 nt
Organism: Aphidius gifuensis
Lineage: Eukaryota; Metazoa; Arthropoda; Insecta; Hymenoptera; Braconidae
Product: nucleoside diphosphate-linked moiety X motif 19-like
Exons: 5
Coding region: 22-1140 (372 amino acids)
Cellular component (GO): mitochondrion
Molecular function (GO): hydrolase activity, acting on acid anhydrides, in phosphorus-containing anhydrides
Source: RefSeq, a predicted model, not a curated record
GUAUUUUAUAGUAAUUAAUAAAUGUUAAAAAUGAAGCCUUGGAGAGAAGCUGCAAGUAUUAUCUUGUGUGCUCGUAGUGGUAAAAAAAUUAACAAAAAAUUAUCAUCAACAAUUUUUCAGUAUGAUUAUAAAUUGUUGAGUUUAAAACGUCACAAAAAUUCUUCAUUUAUGCCAGAGCAUUAUGUUUUUCCUGGUGGUGUUAUUGAGCAAUCAGAUGCUGAUUUAAAAUGGAGCAGUCUUUAUUCGAAAUUUGGAUUUGAUAGUAAUAGUUUCACGUCAUUAUUACCAAAAACAAAUACACGACCAUAUAUAUUUAAUAAAUCAAGAAGCAAUGAAUUACCCAGAGAAAUAUCCUUGAGAAUAACAGCAAUAAGAGAAACAUUUGAAGAAUGUGGUAUUUUAAUUUGUAAAAAAUUAAUUAAAAAUAAUAAUACACAUUUAUCAUUGUGGGCUGAACAUGAAAAUUUUGAUUGUCAAAGUGAUGUGAUGAUUAAUUGGCAAAAAAAAGUACAUGAAGAUUCAAAUGAAUUUUAUCGAAUGUGUGAUAAAUUUCAGUGCUAUCCAGAUAUUUGGGCUUUGCAUGAAUGGAGCAACUGGUUGACACCAACAAUUUUUAGAAAUAAAAGAUUUGAUACAGCAUUUUUUAUGACUUUUAUGGAGGCACAACCUGUUGCUCAUUUUGAUCCAGCUGAGAUGGAAGAUUUACGAUGGGAUUAUCCACAAGAUUUAUUAAGUCAAACAAAUGGUUUACAAAUACCUCCACCACAAUAUUAUGAAAUAGCACGAAUUGGUAAAUUUGAAUCAUUGGAUAAUCUCUUUGAUCAUGCUGUUGAACGUAGUCAUCUUGGUUGUCAUUUAAACAUGGCUGUUAAAGUAAAUUUAUCAGAUGGAAGUGUAUAUUUAUUACCUGGUGAUUCAUUGUAUCCUGAUGAAGUUAGUCUAACUGAUAAAAUGGAAAUUGAUAAAUCAAAUAUGACAAUAAGUGAAUAUCGUUAUUUAGCACAUGUUAAAAAUCGUAUGGAAUUUUAUGAAUUUCAAGUUCAAAGAAUUGUAUCAGAUAAUUUCCAAUCAAACGAUGGUCAUUUAUCACCAAUGUCAGGUGAAUCAAUCAACAUUAAAAUCAAUAAAAAUAAAUUAUAAGUUAAAUAAAUAUAAACAUUAGCUUUUUUCAAAAUUAUUUA